AUGCCGUUAACCGCGUGUGUCCACGGCGCGGCUGCUUUGCUCUUCCCGAUGUACUGGCAGCACAUCUUCAUCCCCGUGCUGCCCCCGCAUCUCCUGGACUACUGCUGUGCCCCCAUGCCGUACUUUGUGGGAGUUCACCUCAGUCUGCUCGAGAGAGUACGCGGCCGGUCACUUGAGGACGUGGUCAUCCUGAACGUGGACACAAACACCCUGGAGAGUCCGUUCGACGACCUGCACAACCUGCCCGGCGAUGUGAUGUCCUCUCUGAAGAGCAAGCUGAAGAAGCAGUCGACGGCGACGGGGAGCGGCGUGGCGAGGGCCUUCCUGAGAGCGCAGGCCGCUCUCUUCGGCUCCUACAGGGAUGCCCUCCGAUACAAGCCUGGAGAGCCGAUCACAUUCUGCGAGGAGAGCUAUGUGAACCAUCGCUCCAGCACCAUGAAGAACUUCCUGUCCAUGGCUGUCAACCUGCAGCUCUUCAAACAGUUCAUUGACGGACGACUGGCCAAAUUGAACGCAGGCCGCGGCUUCACCGAUGUGUUUGAAGAGGAGAUCACAGAAGGGGGCUUCUGUGGAAGUAAUUCAAGGUCCUACCAGCAGUGGAUGCACACUGUGAAGAGAGGAGGCGCCUUCUUCAACACGGCUGUGUCAAAGGCCAAGGUUCAUGCCAAGAGGGGCAUCCGGGACAUUAAGGGCAGACUUAAAGCCAGGGAAGAAGAAGAGGAGGGGAUGACAGUCUGUGCAGGGUCUCCCACCAGCACCAAAAGCCUGUCUCCAAGGAGACUGCAGAAGAUGAGACGGCACAACUUGAACAAGUUUCCCAUGAGCAUGGCCCUUCCAGAUUUUAACUACGGACUGGAUGACGAUGAACUGGACACUGCUAGCAAGCUCUCCUCCGAGGACAGCGGGGACAUCCCGUCCUACACCGAGGACAGCGACGACUCGCUGGAGCUGGACAUCGACUCCUCGCGCUCGGGCCAGAUGAACCUGCUGGAGGAGAUCUUGGAUUCUCUCACCAUCACCACGUCGGAUCGAGGGAAGCUGAGCGGCGCCAAGAGCCUGGACUUCUUCCGGUCCAUGGACGAGCUGGACUUCAAGGCCCCGGCGAAGCCCCCAGCCUGCAGCGACGCCCCGGCGGCGGACGAAUGUGGCGGCGGCGCCGGAGACGACCAGGGUGGGUGGAACUUGGGUCAGGACGACAGCGCCGUCCACGGUAAACAUCUCCCCCCGUCGCCGCGCAGGCAGCCCAACAAGAGCAGCCUGAAGGGGUCCAAAGGUCCUCCAGCAGUCCCACCCCCGUCCCCUCCCCGCGGUGCCGACACCCCCCAGUCGCACCCUGACCCCCGACCUCCAGGGUCACGGCCGGGAAGCCGCGACUCCCCCUCGCUGUCCCGGAGAGCUGCACCCACGGCACAAUCUCCCGGUUUCUCCCACUCCAUCAGUUCUCCGGCAGCCAAGUGUUCCCCGACUCCAGCCGGCCGCUCGCGGACCUCCUCGGACCCCCAGGGCGCCCCCGAGCCGCCCCAGAACCAGAACCAGACUUCGUCCACCGGCAUCUUGAGGAGGAAGGUGCUGUCCAAAGAGACGGUGAGGCAGUUCCAGGAGAAGUCCCUGCGGCGGCAGGGCAGCAGGGGGCCCGGCGAGGACGGCGGGGGCUCGCCCAGGAACAGCCAGGCCGCCAUGCCGGUCCCCUGGGAGAAGGACCUGUCCAAGGACGGCCUGCUGGGCUUCGGCCUCUGCCUGGGUCAGGGUAAAGGCUCGGGGGCCGCCGCGGGGCCGGACCAGGGCCUCCUGGAGGAGAUCGAGUCCAUGUGCUGCCUGGGCUCGGUGCUGCAGAGCAACCUGCCGCUCCCCCAGGUUCUCUGCAAGAACAGUCACCCCCAGGUCCAGGGCCAAGCCGCGGACGAGUCCUGAGUAGCACCGGAGCGGGUUUUUACUCUUCUAUUACAGCAACCUUUGUCUUGUAAACUGUGAGCAGUUUUUACCUUUUUGUUUUUUAUCUGAACAUUCAGCUACGAGGAAAAAUAAUGAUCCGAGACAGGUUAGCACAAAUAUACGAGGAGCUGAGAACGGUGCGCGAGUCUCCAUCCGGACAGAAAGAAACGAUAAAACAUUACCGAGGGAGAACAAAUCAUCCUUCGUGCAGAUAUGCAAACAUCAGAUAAAUAAAUGUGAUGGAAGUUGAGGCGGAGCGGUUUCAUCCUCCGUGGUGGAGAUGGAGACUUCCGCAGCCCGUUCUCAGUCCCGUUAAUCGUUUCCAUCGUCGAUCAUCCAAACAUGUUGUCUUAAAGGAACAGUCGAUACUUCGUAAGGAUUAAGAAAGGGACGAGAACUCACAAAGUAACUUUGCACUCGUGGAUUUAUAAUUUAUAAAAGUCAGCUCCUACUACCUGGUACUAAACUGUGGUGAGUGAAACACGGCGGCAGCGAGGAGUUCCCUCGCGCAAGCCUCGCUGUGAUAAUCUGAUUACUAUGCCUUAUUCGGACAGGUGAUUUGUUUUGAUACGCUGGUGUCUUAAUCUGCAGACGCCACAGCAGCUUAUUUAUAAACAAAAUCUAAAAUGCAGCAGAGGACAUUUUUUCUUAUUAGAUUGAUAGAGUAGUUAAUAUAUAUAUAUAUAUCUAUAUAUAUGACGUGCUUUAAGCUGCUGUGUUGACGGUACUCCACGUUUCAGGAUGUGCAUGAAGAGACAUGUCUGUACUGUAGCCCGACCCCCACGCUCUUCGUAGGUUCCUCAGGACGCUUCAGCCACCUUGAAGAGCCAGUAUCUGCGCCACAUUUCCUUUUACCCCCCCUCCCUCGACUCUCUCUCUCCCUCUCCAUCAGCACAGGCCACUCUCGCCCCUCAACCUCAGAAACAAAGGCCAGUUUUGGGCGAACCGAUGCCGUUUGGCGUGGAGAUGGAGAGAGAACGUGGAGGGGAUGGCGGUCGGUCCGUGUACUUCGCGGCCAUCCGUUUUUUGAAAUGACAAAAUAAAAAUAUAGAAAUAAUCCAAAAUAAUCUGUUUCCCAUCUUUGUUUUGAUAAUAAUUAACGGAAAACGGAUCAUUAUCCAUUAUCUGUUAUCCGAUUUCAUUGAUGUGUUUGAAAAUCGAAAUUGGGAAUUAAAACAGCGAGUGGACAACUCUUUUCUCUAUUUCCUAUUCGUUUCCAACGGGGGGGCAGUAUGUUAGAGUUCAGUACAUGUUAUUGAUUGGACGCUGCUGCUGAACGGACUGUCACAACAUCACUGCAGUUUCAUGAUGGAGUGAAGACAGAUUACAGAUUAAACUCAUGUUUCACUCCCACGUUUCACAUUUGAUUUAUUUUCUGUUUCAACAUUAAAAAAAUCUAAAACUGUUAAUUUUCAAUCUGAUCAACAAAAGAACCAGAAACAACUUUCUUCAUUUAUUACUGCGCAUGUGCAAUCCCCCCAUUUGUCCAAUCCUUGUUUUCAGUAUCCUUGGAAACAAAUAGGAAAUAGAGAAAAGAGUUUUCCACUCGCUGUUUUAAUUCCCAAUUUCGAUUUCCAAACACAUCAAUGAAAUCGGAUAACGGAUAACGAUCCAUUUUCCAUUUUUUAUUAUCAAAAAAAAAGAUGGGGAACGGAUUAUUUUGGAUUAUUUCUCUAUUUUUAUUUUGUCAUUUCAAAACAAAAAACGGAUGGCUGCGAAGUACACGGACCCCGCGGUACUACGACCCGAACGUGGCUGGUUCAGGGUUCAGAUGUCAACUUUUGAAAUGAGUUUUGGUCUUUGCAUCAGAUUUGUCGACGAAAAAACAAAUGUAGAUCAUUUCACACCCCUCCACACCUUUUUCUUUUCAUCUUUUUGCCUUUUUCUGCGUCUCCAGCCUGAGUGACAAGCUGCAAAGCCAUGCAGCCCUGAUGAUUGUACUGUAGUGAAGCAAUAUAGCGUCCUUCUCGUCGAUGUAACGCACACGACGUCCGACGUCACCGUCGCACAGACUCAGUGGAGGGAAGAGCUGCUUGUCAUUCUCUGCAUCACCACAACCCCGGGAAGGGGAGAUGGGGGGGUUGUGUUGGGAUUACUACAUUUAUGGUCGGCUGUUCUUAUGAUUUAUGCCAGACGCCAGUCGGUGCGGCAGUUUAAUAGCAGCCAUUUCUCCCCUUCUUGAGUGCUGCUCUGCGUUAACGAUUUGCUCAUAAAGUCCUUGGCAUGCGUCUUAAAGCCCGAGAAUCAGUGCUGGUCAUUUCAAAAAGAAAGAAAAGAGAGGGGGGGGGGACUCAAGAACAAUCUACACUGACCUCAGUCACUGAAAACACUUUAACGAACUCGUGUACUAUGCAAAUAUUUACAAUUCUUUAAAAAAAAAAGAGGUCAGUUUCUGAAAAUUACAUUAUAUUUAAAUACAAAUAAUAUAAAUCAGAUUAGUUUUUGUGGGGAAAAGUACGUAAAUAAGCAUCUAGAGAUGAUGUCAGUGUGUUUAAGUGUGACGUGCCUUAAUCAGUGAAGAGUACUGGCCCGGAUCAUCACGGUACCGUGUUAGAGAUGUUUCCGGGCCGAACCGACACCACCGGAGGAGAAGCCUGAACACUUUUCUUUAGUUUAAGUUCUGGACCGACAUGAAAGCGUGUCCUGGACGUGAGAAGCUGGUGGUUUCAGCGCGUAAAAGACCUUCUCUCGGUUUAUCUGUCUUAUUGUAAAGUAGAUGCUUUGCUUAUUUAGUUUGUCAACUUUGAUGGUUCUUUUUUUAUUUUUAAACUCUUGAAACACUUAACUGAACAAAUAAAAAACAAACAAACUCAGCCAAGUUUGUAUUUGAUUCCAGAUUGUAUUACUUUCAGCUGAAUAGAUGUGUAUUUUUUCUGGCUCGAGUAUAUUUUACAUGGAUAUUUUAUGACCUGUGUUGUACGUUGUGAAAGGACACCUAAAGGUAGAAGGUUUUAUUUUUGGAGAAAACAGGAGGGAAGAUGAGCAGAUGUCAGACGCAGCCAGUCAGUCGCUGGUUCUGAUCCAGAACCAGGAUCAGAACCAGCUGGUCCGGUGCUGCCUCCCGUAAGUGCAUGACUGUGCGGUACGCUGUGAUUAGUAGCUGUUUUGCAGACGUGAUCUGUCCCGUUGAUCCUCAGUUGUAGUGUUUCCUGCAUCCAUGAAGCGGUGGAGGUCUCCGGUACGAUUCCCUGCUUCCUCUUCAACAUUUCUGCUGUGUUUUUGUUACUACUGUAAACCUGACUGAGUGGGGGGGCAAACAUGAUGAGUAUUUAAAAGGUAAACCCAUCCCGUAUUUAGAGGAAUCUAAAACAAAGAGAGGGGGAUCUGCAUUUCAAAGCCAGAAACUGUGCAAACAUUAGAUUGUUAAAGUUAUUAAAGGGGACCUAUUAUGGCAACUAAUACCUAUUUUAAACAGGCCUUGAAUGUCUUAAAAACAAGCUUUUGAUUGUUUUUGCUAAAUAAAUUAGAAAUUCAGCCUCUGAGCCAUGUCUUUAUCUUCCCAUUCUCUAACCUCAUUAUCCAUACAGGAUUCUGAGUGGGCGGGGCUAUGAUAAUGAGGCUCUGUGCUGAUUGGCUGCCUGAAUGACGCAAUACUAUGGGCAGAAAUAUGUGCCACUAGAAACUGAAUUUGAAUAAUUUAUAUUUGAAUUUGAAUUUUACUGUGCCAGACAUCCGGGUCUUCCGGAGGAAGAGCAAUCGAGUGCAGAUACAAAGCAGAAAUUUUUCUACAAAACGGCAAGAUAUAAAUCUACACUUUUUACACAGAAUGGAGUAAACACAAUAGGUUUCAAAAUAUCUAGCUCCCAUUGGUCGUUUAAAUCGUUGAAAGAAAAUAGAGGUUAUAGUAGGCUACGUGAAAAGGAGUUCUUUGUAUCUGCACUCGAUUGCUCUUCCUCCGGAAGACCCGGAUGUCUGGCACAGUAAAAUUGAAUUUGAAUUGUGAGAACUGAAUGUAGAUUCAGUUUUUCAAUGCAAUGAUUCAAAUUAAACAAUACAAAUUCAAAUUAUGUGAUUCAGAUUCAAUUUUUUAAUGCAAUUAUUCAAGUUGAUCCAUUCAAAUUCAAAUAUGUAAAUUAUUCAAAUUCAGUUUCUAGUGGCACAUAUUCACAUAUUUCUGCCCAUACAAUACACCACUACAAAAAAAUGGUGGAAGCUCCGGCCGGUGGAGUUAGUUGUUGUUCCGGCCAGAGUUAGUUGUGGGCGUGGUUUCACGCAUCGGAGGCCAACCUAUGUAAAUUGCAUUUUGGUUACAGUACGUAACUACAGGAGCAGAAUCUGAACGGCUCGUAGAUCCACAUCACACUGUAUGGAUCAUCCGGGCGGCUGUACAGACACUGCAGAAUUUGGUUGCUUUCCUCCUUCUCUGCGUUGGCAGGCUGAGGGGAGACCACUUCAUAUAUGUUAAAGCAAGAAAAAACGUGUUUUUCAUAAUAGGUCCCCUUUAAGUUCCACAUUUGGAGAGUAUGGGGGGUGACUGAUGACGUAGCAGCUUCCACCCAUCAUAGAAAUGUUGACACUUCUCCCUGAGACAGAAGACGUGUCCCGGCCUCCGGUUCGGGUGCCGGUGCCGACGAACGCGCUGUUUUGCCUUUUACUGGUUUUCUGACGGCGUGCACGCUUGCAUGUUGUCAUUGUGGAAGAAGUAACUUUCUCAGACAGCUGAGAUCAAUCUAAUGUGCUUUUCAUGAGUAACUUGGUACAACUGCACACGAUGUAUGCACUGUGAACUGAAAAUAAAUUAUACCGUUU
Molecule: messenger RNA, 6681 nt
Organism: Cololabis saira (Pacific saury)
Lineage: Eukaryota; Metazoa; Chordata; Actinopteri; Beloniformes; Belonidae
Gene: dennd1b
Product: DENN/MADD domain containing 1B
Exons: 14
Coding region: 1-1911 (636 amino acids)
Biological process (GO): endocytic recycling; endocytosis
Cellular component (GO): nuclear speck; intracellular membrane-bounded organelle; cytosol
Molecular function (GO): phosphatidylinositol phosphate binding; guanyl-nucleotide exchange factor activity
Source: RefSeq, a predicted model, not a curated record